Ostertagia ostertagi is the source of this 372-nucleotide messenger RNA. The record is from the annotation of a GenBank genome assembly. NCBI's taxonomy places the organism in Eukaryota, Metazoa, Nematoda, Chromadorea, Rhabditida, Trichostrongylidae.
AUGGAAGUCGGCUACAUCCAUGCUGCCACGUUUCUUGCCGUAUCAACAGUUUGUGCCAGCUUCUUCAAAUGCACCGUUGGGAAUCGUGAUAGCGACCAUGUAGCCGGCCGCCGAACGCUCACGAGCUCUGCUCAUCCUCGUGCUCUGGGUCCGCCUGAAGGAAAUGGGGACGAAGCUGUGAAAGAAGAAAAUUCAGAGAAGAACGAAGAAAAGAAGUCAGAGAAGUCGACAACAUCUUCGAACUCGACGAUGAACAGCAAAGGAACGGUGGCUCGGGCGACGAAAAGCAAGACAGGUUACAAGAUCUUUUUUCCUUAUUUCAAAGAUCAACAGAAGACAAGCGAGAGAGGCAUGGAUGUUAGAGCAGAUUAA